Molecule: messenger RNA, 1095 nt
Organism: Pochonia chlamydosporia 170
Lineage: Eukaryota; Fungi; Ascomycota; Sordariomycetes; Hypocreales; Clavicipitaceae
Product: CobW domain-containing protein
Exons: 1
Coding region: 1-1095 (364 amino acids)
Cellular component (GO): cytoplasm
Source: RefSeq, a predicted model, not a curated record
AUGGCUCCCAUCCCCAUAACAAUCAUAACCGGCUUCCUCGGGUCCGGCAAAACAACCCUCAUCCUCAACCUCAUCCCGCAGCUCCUCGCCAAAAACCCCUCCUACAAACUCGCCCUCCUCAAAAACGAAUUCGGCGACCUAGCAAUCGACUCGCAACUCGCCUCCUCCUCCUCCAUCUCCGGCGUCCAAGAGCUCCUCAACGGCUGUAUAUGCUGCAACCUCGUCGGCCAGCUCGGCCCCGCGCUGCAGCAGCUCCAACAGACCGUGUCGCCCGACCGCAUCGUCAUCGAGACGAGCGGCUCCGCCUUCCCCGCCACGCUGGCCCUCGAGGUGAACCGCCUGGCCAGAGAGACGGGCCAGUACCAGCUCGACGGGGUGGUGAGCGUGAUUGACGUCGAGAAUUGGCAGGGGUACGAGGACACGAGCUACACGGCGAGGAUUCAGGCGCGGUACACGGAUCUGAUUGUGUUUAAUAAGUGGGAGACGGCGGGGGAGGACCGGUACGAGCUGUGCGUGGAUAGGGUGGGCGAUUUGGAGGUUGAUGUGGCGAGGGUGAAGAGCGAUAAGGGGCGGGUGGAUGUGGAUUUGGUGUUUGGCGUGGAUGGCGGGCUGGCGAGGGAGUUGACGGAUGCUGAGGCUGGUGCUGGUGCGAAUGGACAUGAGCAUAAUGGUACGAACGGGCAGCAUAGUCACCAGAGUGAGGUGGAGGUGCUGUCUGUUGAGCUGGCGGCUGAGGGAGCGGUCUCGACGGCCAAGUUGCUGGCGUUUUUGGAGGCCGCGCCCAAGGAUGAGGUGUAUCGGAUAAAGGCCGUUGGGACGCUGUCAGGCACGCCAAGGAAUUCGGACGCCGACGUGCCGCAGCCGUUGGAGAGUGCGGGUGGUCGGUAUAUUCUCAACUGGGCGUUUGGUCGGUGGACGUUUACGCCGAUGGGAGAGCAGCAGGAGCAUGCGUCCAGUGGUGACGUGACGCUGAGGAUGACCAUGAUCUUGGCGCGGUCGGAGAGUAAUCGGUGGAAGAAGAAGUUGGAGGCUGGUGGGUAUCUGGAGGUGGAUGGUGUGAAUAAGGGGGAGUUGAGUGUCAAGAGAAUCUUAUAG